AUGUUUUUUUUCAGAACGGAGAAUGUGUACGAAAAGGAAAUUAAGGAGAUGAAGGAGAUGAAUGGGCUGGACAGCUCGAACGCCAUUGCCCAGAUGGAGGAGGACGGGGAAGAGGAUCGGGAAGGAGAGAGCGAAACAGUGAAGGAAAAGGUGAAGAAACCCCCCUCCUACGACCAGAAGGAAAAGAAACUCACGAAGAACAAUUUUAUGAAAAUUUUUAAAAAGAAGAAAAAAUCGGAAGAAAUGGAAGAGACGGUUUCGAAAAUAUAUGACUCGAAUUGUGUGCUCACGAAUCCGAAUAACGUAGACGAAGAGAAAUACUACUUGUCCUUCAGUGAGCUAAACAGAGGCGACGACAUGUCCGAUAAAAUUGUAGAGGAACGAAGCCCAAGGGAUGCCAAACAUAAGGACAAACUGGCUGAAAAGCAGAAGAGUGGAGAAAAUUUGAAUGGGGAGAACGAGGCAGAGGCAGUGGACAGAAAUUACAAUUUUGAACCACACGAAGAUUUAAAAAAGGAAAUCGAAAAAAUAAAAAUAGAUAUAGACAAAAUUAAGAAAAAGGGAAAUGUAAAAAGAAUAUAUGAUGAUUUGAAAUAUAUACUCCUUUUCCAAAAUGAAAUAAUUGACAUAUUGAUAGAGGACAUCCGAAAAAAUAAAUUAAGGACAAAGUACGACAUGUUAGAAGAUAGCACCGUGAAGGAUGAUAUAAAUAAAAUUAUUUUAAAUCACAUAACAUUGGAUCUUUUAAAAUUUAAAUAUAUAAAUACAAAAUUGAAGGAGCUAAUUCUCUGUGUAUAUGACACGAAGAAAUUUAACGCCUUGAUAAGAAAAAUAGUAUAUAACAAAUUGGAUGAAAUGAAAAAAAUUGUGGAUAAGAAUGGCGAGCUAACUUUUGCAAAAACUAUGUUGAGCUUUCUAUACAAGCAGCUUAAGUACUGUCUAGAGGAAGAAGUGCAGUCCUACUAUGAAGAAGUGAAAAAUAUGAACGACGAUAUUCAUAAUCUGAAGAAAAAUGUGGUUGAUAUCAUUUUUGAGGCCAUAAAUGAUGUAUGCACAUUGCCACAUCCAAGUGAGAUAUACCCCACGAAUGGGAAAAACGCCAAAUAUGAAGCGGAGCAGAGGAAGAAACAGAUCAUGUGUCCAGAAUAUCAGAAGGACUUGAAUAGCUUUUUCUCCCUAUACGAUAGUGUGCACGUCGAGGGAGUAAAUCAAAACAAGUUUAAAAAUUUCUGCGUUUUAGGAAACGCGAGGAAGGAUAACCAUAUGGCUCCACCUCAAGUGGUGAAUAAGAACGUAACAUUUGGUGAUAAUACUGCUGCCGGUGUGGAUAAAACGUAUUUGAUAAAUUCAGAACAGAUGCUAAAUUAUCCACCGUCUACCACCAUUUUGAAUCAUUCCUAUGUGGUUGGAGAUGUGCCCAGGAGGAAUGGCUCCAAUUUUAGAACCCACAAAGUCGUUUCACACACCGCGCCCAUAGAUGUGAGUUAUUCAAGGAAGGAAAUUCAGCAACCGUAUUCUUAUGUGUCUAAUUUGAAGGUACCAAACGGGGGCACCUACACGGAUCACUUGAACAGUUAUUAUGGUGGGGCCACUUCUGCAGUGGUUAACAAUGAAUAUCACGCAAAUGGGUUUCGCUAUAUUUAUGGCAAGAGUGAUGGUCGCAGAAUGCAAAGCAGCAGUAAUAAUCUAAUGAGGGGCGUUGCUAAGGAAUGUUCUCUAUUCUGUAAUGGACUAGAUAAAGUGAGAAGCUCGGGUAACUUUACGGACCACACGAAUGGCAACCUCAUGGUGGGGAACAACCCCUAUGUGCAGUAUCCAAUUGGAUGUAAUGAUCUUAACCGGGGAGAUGUAUUCGUUGUGGAGAAGAUGGACGGCAGGUCAAGGAUUACUCAACCCGUGGGGUGGAACAGUCAUGCGGGUGGGUUCACGGUACCUUCUCGUGUGGACGUGCAGAAUGGUGAUAUGAUCGAAAGGGGACACAUUGACCCUUUGAGAAGUGUUUAUUUGGGCAAUGGGAAUGACGUGAAAAAUUCUGUAUGCACCCCUUCCACGGGAGCCACCGCCCCUACCGCCAUUCAUCCUGCAGACACGAGUGGUACGCCGGACCAGAUGACCAACCCAAUGGAGUACACCGGAUUCGAAAUAGUAUCCAGCAAGGAAGACAUAAAGAAGUUAGAGGCUUUUCUUAACGACAAGUGGGGAAGCUUUAAGCUGUUUGAAAAGUGGGUUAAGGACUGUUCCAAGUGGCAGUGGAUAGAUUUGAAGCUUCAGAGGGAGUACAUAAGUAGCAAUGUCGACUUGGAGAAGCUGAAGGAGGAGAAAAAAAAAUACUUAGAAAAAUGUAUAAACAAGAAAAUAAAAGAAUUGUGGUGCGGACGUAUGAAAGGUCUAAUGAAUUUGAAGCUAUGCGAUAUGGAAAAGAAAGUGGCAAAAAAUUUUACUUCAAAUAAUGUUAUUAGUAAAAAUAUUUAUGACGUUAUUUUGGAUUAUGAGAGGAGCUCUAUGUGCUACCAAGAUUUAUACGCAAAGAUUUUAAAUGCACAGGGGGACAACAAAAAGAUCAGUUCACUAUUUAAAAAGUACAACGUGUAUGGAGAAAAGAUUAGUGAUGAUGAAGAGGCCAACUUGACCCACGGGGAGGGGAAAAAGAACUCCAUUACCAACACGGAGGGUACUAAAUGUGCCAAUAAAAAGAAGGGGUAUAUGCAGUCCUUAAUUUAUAGCUUUAAUAAGAAGACCCACAAGCAGAAUAGUGCUAAAGACGGUUCUCAACUGAAGAAGGAAAAUGAGGAGUCGAACAAGAAGAAGGGGAGCACCACUUCGGUGAAGGAUUCAACUAAUUUGAAGGAGCAAACGGUUGCAGAAAAUGGAGACAAGGCGAAGAAGGAAGAUGCAACUGUGAAGAUGAAUGGGCAUACGAAUGUGAAGAACGAUAAAGACAACAUCCGGGAAGAGGUCCGUAGCAACCACCCAGAUAGGCUAAACAACUCCUACAUUUCCAACGAUUCGUACCUGCAUAAUGACUCUCAGCUUAGGAGCGGCUCCCACAUAGGAAGCGAGCCAGGUAGUGGAAAAAGCCCCUCUGAAAGGAGGAGUAACUCCCAUCGUAGCAGCAGUUCCAGCUCAGGUGUACGCAUAGGACGGUCAACCAGAAAGGGAAAGGAAAAUCACGGUUCCUUCUUCGACAGCUUCUUUUUCUUCAAAAGUGAACAGAACAAAAAGAGCUCUGGAAGCAAGUCGGGUAGCACCGAAUCAGCAGCCAAAUCUAAAUCAAAAUCGAACAGCUCACAAAAUGAAGAUGGCUACCCCAUGGAGUAUUCCAAAAUUGUGGACUCAAGUAAAUAUAACAAAAAGAAAAAGAAAAAAAAAAACAAAAAGAGUAACAUGAGUACCUUUAAAAAGAUUUUUUAUCUGAACAGGAAAAAAAAAAGCAAGGAGAAUUCCUCCGAUAGUGAUGAAUCUUCGUCCGACUCGUCCGCAAAGGGGGAGAAAAAGGAGAAACGCGCAGAGGGUAAGGAAGACGCCACUAGGGGGGAGAAGAAAAAGCAUGACAGAAAAUCAACACUGGAAAAGGGCAAGGUAAAAAAGGGAAGCCUAGACCAAAGGGACAACCCUUCAGACCGACAGUCCUCCUCUGAUGAGGAAGAAUACAAAUAUGACGGAGAAUUCGAGUACGAAAUUUUAGAAAAGGAAGUGGGGGACCAUCUACACUUGGAAGAGGGAAAGGAAAAUAUCGUGUCCAUUGAAGAACUAAACAUGGAACAAAGUUGCGAACUGCUGGCAAAGUCGAAUGUUAGCAGUGAUGUGGGUGCUAGGAAAAGUCUCAGCAUGGUGAAGGAUGGAGGGAAGGAAGAAUCCAAGCAGGGAAAACAGCAGGUGAAGCGAGGGAGCAAGGGAACAGGUGCGCAGGAAGGAACGAAGGAACCCACACAAAAUGGCAAGGCUAAGGCAGGAGAACCCAUAUUGGUAAGUCAAAUUAACGGCCACAUGGAAGAAAGCACACGUCGCUUGUUAAAAACCAAAGCGAAUGAGCUAAAUAAGGGAUACUCAUUUGUGGAGGACCACUCGAUCACUUCAGGGGGAAAUUCCAAGCAAACGUCCAGCGUGGUAAAUAAGAAGGCGAAUUCUCUUGUGGAUGAUGGGUCAGCCCCACUGGGGGAGCAAAAAAGGAAGUGCAGCCGUGACGGUGAAGGCAACGUAAACGCGCAGAAUGUAGCAGACCAAAUAGGAGCGGAUGACCAAACAGCGGGGGGAGAAAAAUUACAAAAUAAUCACGCCCACCAGGGGGAACACCAAAAUAGAAGCAAAAAAAAUAACUCCAUUACCCAUUCGGACAUUUCGUACUACUCCCAUGAUGAGGAAGAAGAGGAGGUAGACGAAGGGGUGAAGGAAUACGACAACUUCUCGAGCAUAGGUUCCAUAAAAAAAGAGAAUAAAAAAAAUAAAUUUAAUAAAUUCUUUAAAAAUUUGGGAAAGUUUAGCUUCAAGCCAUCGAAAAAGAAGUCCAAAAAAAUGUCCACGCGGAUGAGCGAAGUGAAUCUGAAGAGUGCACCCAGUGUCGCUUCCAACGAAACUAAUGAUGAGCAUAUGGAUGAAGAAAUAUUAGGGAAGGGUCACGAAGGGGUGGGGCCCAAAGGGGUGAGUACACAUGGGAAAAUGUAUUUCUCGAAGAGCUUCAUGGUAAAUAGUGACGUCAAUAAUAAAAAGGGGGAAGGCCUCGCCAAACGAAAAAUGAGUCAUCAGGUGGAUAAGUUAUAUUCCUAUAUAAACAAACUGAAGGAGAAGAAAAGGAGUUCCAUCAAAACGGAGGUAAACUUGAAUGAUGAGAAGGCAAACGGUGCAGUGAAGGAGCAACAGCAGAGGGACGGUGAGAAGAAGACAAAUGGCAAGGCAAUCCUCCCGAUGCGUAUUAUCAGUCGCAUCGAAACUGCAAACAGUAUGAGUGUGUCCAAUGAAAACAUCACGAAGGAGGUAAAAAAAAAGGACUCAGAAGUGAACCCUUUGACGAAGAGGCCAUACAGCGGUGGCAAUAUAAACAAGGGGGAGAAUCAUCUGGGUGAAAAUCAUCUCGAUAAGAGCAGCCCUAGGGGGCAGAAAAAUUCCCCCCGCUUUGGUUACAGCAUGUCUAAUCAGGAAAUCUCAGAAGGAAGCGGCAAUUCUGGCGAUAGUGGCUCAGCUGUGAAUAUCACAUAUGAGGAGAGUUCAGGGACAGGCGGUGAAGAAGCCACAGCGGAGAAGAAACACCAAAGUGGAAAUUUUGACCAAGUUAGACACAUCACCAGUGCGAAGAGGAAGGAAAGUAAAAAGGACAAGGGGGAGAAGCUAAACUCGCGGAAUGCGCGUCGUGAAGUGAAAACGCCCAGCUUGUCGUUUUCCUCAGAUAACCUAAGCAAUUACGUGAAGAGCAAAUACCACGUUAAGGAGAACGAAGAAAUCCACAGAGAGGUGAUGAGCUCCGGAAGUGACAUGGACAGUAAGCUGGGCGAUAGCAUGUACAGUAGCUUAUACCUCGAAGAACGGGGCCAGAAAUUUAAGAAAAAUUUUUCGAAAAAGUUCUUAAACAAAAAGAAAAGUUCCAAAAGUUCAAGAAGUUCAAGAAGUUCAAGAAAUGGAAGGUGUUUCAAAAAGGGGAGUCGAAACAGGGACGAAAAUUCCUCAAACUCUUUGGACAUUGUUAGGUUAUCAAGUUUUAAAUCAAAGUCAGAUGUAAAGCUCUCGUGUAGUAACAGCAAGGGUAGUUCUUUCUCGUUGUCCGAUUCGAAGGAGUCUCACAUUUCGCGUGGGUACAUGUCGGACAGCAGGAAGGAGAAUAAUUCGUACUACAAAUAUGUCCAGUCGAUAUUACCCUUUGGGAUGAUGGCUCAUCAGGGAAAUGCUAAUCACGAUGGGGAUUCAGAAGAUGGAAGAAAGGGACGUCCAUCGGAGAGGAAUGGAUAA
Molecule: messenger RNA, 5937 nt
Organism: Plasmodium coatneyi
Lineage: Eukaryota; Apicomplexa; Aconoidasida; Haemosporida; Plasmodiidae
Exons: 2
Coding region: 1-5937 (1978 amino acids)
Source: RefSeq, a predicted model, not a curated record